CGAUGUAGAGGUUUAACCGUUCAUUAAAGACUGUCGCGGUGACGGGAAAUAAGAGAGAUGUUCAAUUGAACAUUGUUUCUGUAACUUUGCAGUUGGGCUUCGUCGACUGAAGACAGAUUUGCUCAUGUAAACUUCUGUCACAAAAGGAGCGUUAGUUUGUCUGGAAUCCGACAGCAACGUCGUGCGAUGGCAUUAUUCCUUAUCAAUCGGUAUUUGGGCGACGAGGAGGAGAAUGAAGCGGCCAACGAAUCCCGGUCCAAGGCUCUGCUCGCGAAGCUGCAGCAGCGAGCCAAAGCCAGGGAACAACAGGGUCUCUCCGGUAAAGGAGAGAGAGAGGACAGGAAUCCUGUUCCACGUGACAGCGAUACAGUAUCUGAAAAGAAAAAAAACUCUGCUUUGAGCGAAAGUACCAGUAAGAAAAAGAAAGUUAAAAAGAAGGCAAAAGAAAACAAGAACGAGAAAGCAGACAUAGAUGAACACGCAUCACGUGAGGAGGAAGGGGCCGCUGAUGGAAAAGUGGAGGAGACCAAGAGUAAAAACGAUUCUGGUGAUGAGCGUAAAAGAGAAACGGACGUCCAGAGCGAGCCGUCAACGCAAGACCAAGGACAAAAGCCCUCUGAGCCUGGCUUUCAUAUACUGGGAGGAUUUGAGAAGAAGACAGUCCAAAAGGUUCAGCGGGUUUUACCGCAGUGGCUUGCUCAGCCAGAUGUCAUCCAAAAAGACAUCAGAAACAACCUGGUCCCCGUCCGAGAGGUGCCGGGAAUCUGUCCGCGCCUCCUGCAGAAGCUGGAGGACAACGGGAUACAUAGUUUCUUCCCAGUUCAAGCGGAGGUCAUCCCUGCCGUCCUGGAGAGCGUGAGCUGCGGGCUGCUGGUCGGACGAGGCGGCUACAGGCCCAGAGACGUCUGCGUGUCGGCCCCGACGGGAAGUGGCAAGACUCUAGCCUUUGUCCUCCCUGUUAUUCAGGCUUUGUCCAAACGAGUGAUCUGUGAGGUUCGAGCGUUGGCUGUUUUACCCACCAAAGAGCUGGCCCAGCAGGUGUAUAAAGUUUUCUGCUCGUAUGCUGAAGGGACUAAUUUAAAAGUGGUCAUGGUGUCUGGUCAGAAAACCUUUGCUGCAGAACAGGCCGCACUCUCAGAGAAAAGAGGCGGCGUACGGCGCAGUUUGGCAGAUAUCGUCGUGGCGACGCCAGGCAGGCUAGUCGAUCACAUCAACAAGAACGACGGGUUCAGUUUGAAGCACCUUCGUUUCCUGAUAAUUGACGAGGCAGACAGAAUGAUUGACAGCAUGCACCAGUCCUGGCUCAGUCAGGUGACCAAAGCUGUGUAUAGGGGUGGGAGUGGCUCUGAGAUGUCAAUCUUCGGACGCACGGAACCUGGACCAAUCACAGCUGCGAGUUUGUCCAUCCCUCAGAUGCCCCUGCAGAAGCUGCUUUUCUCAGCCACUCUGACCCAGAACCCAGAGAAGCUGCAGCAGUUGGACCUGCAUCAGCCCAGACUCUUCAGUUCUGUCCACACUAGCGGCACCACAGACAGCACACACACAGAGGAGAAGUUCCACUUACCCCAGGGCCUGACCGAAUACUACGUCCCCUGUACCCUCAGUAAGAAGCCAUUACUCCUGCUUCACUUUCUGCUGCGGUCAAAGUUUAGUCCAGUUUUGUGCUUCACCAACUCCAGAGAGGCGGCACACAGACUGUAUUUACUGGUGAAAUUGUUUGGAGGCGUCGAAGUUGCCGAGUUCUCCUCUCGUCUCAGUGCCGGGGAGAGGAAGAAAACUCUGAAGAGCUUUGAACAAGGAAAGAUCCAACUGUUGAUUAGCACUGAUGCAGCUGCUAGAGGCAUUGAUGUAAACGGAGUGAAAUACGUGGUGAAUUACGACGCACCACAGUACAUCCGAACCUACGUCCACAGGGUGGGCAGAACUGCACGCGCGGGAAAAGCUGGACUGGCCUUCACGUUUCUGUUAGGAGUGCAGGAGAGGAAGUUCCUUCAGAUGGUUCGGGAUGCUGGCAGCCCGGGGAUAAACAAGCAGAUAGUUAAACCGGAGAGCCUGAGGAGCAUGGAGGAACGCUAUGAGGAGACGUUACAGGAGCUGGGCAAGAUCAUCAAGGAAGAAAAAGCCAGCCAGCGUAUCUGAACCUGAGAUGAGCUGAGGAGAUCUGAACUG
This is a messenger RNA of Chanos chanos (milkfish), 2169 nucleotides long. It is a transcript of the gene ddx51, whose product is annotated as DEAD (Asp-Glu-Ala-Asp) box polypeptide 51. Gene Ontology annotation, molecular function: ATP binding; nucleic acid binding. NCBI's taxonomy places the organism in Eukaryota, Metazoa, Chordata, Actinopteri, Gonorynchiformes, Chanidae. Bases 187 to 2139 code for a protein of 650 amino acids. The record is from RefSeq and is a predicted model, not a curated record. The transcript is spliced from 17 exons.